Archocentrus centrarchus (flier cichlid) is the source of this 4612-nucleotide messenger RNA. RefSeq lists its product as uncharacterized. The transcript has 25 exons. The coding region runs from base 52 to 4161 and encodes 1369 amino acids. Lineage: Eukaryota; Metazoa; Chordata; Actinopteri; Cichliformes; Cichlidae. The record is from RefSeq and is a predicted model, not a curated record.
AAAAGGCCUCAUGACUAUUCAUCUGUGGAGGAAUGUGAUAUCAUUCAUAAGAUGUCUGGAUUUGGAGAAUUUUUCCUGCACUUCUAUAUUCUAGGGUGUAUUUUCUGCAGCUCCGGUGCUUGGCGUGUAACAAUGCCAAGAAAUAUCAAAGCAUUGAAGGGUUCCUGUCUUGUUAUCCCUUGCAGUUAUGAUUACUCUAAAUAUCCACCUAAAAGACCAGAUCGUAUAGUGUGGUACAAAUAUGAAAGCAGUGGAUAUCCUUUAGUUUAUGACAACUGGUAUCCGGGUAAUGUCUUGGACCAAUUUAAAGGAAGAACACAUGUAUCUAGCUCUUCAUACAAUCGGCAAUGCAGUCUGAUGAUCGAACCAGUGACCUGGUCUGAUCACAGUCAGACGCUUUAUCCCUGGGUGGAUCCUGAGAAUGUUGGAAGAGGAACCUAUCGCUUCUUUGACACAACUGUAACAAUUGAAGUUGUGGGCACAGCUGAUAAACCGGUUAUUGAUAUCUUUGGAAUCAAGAAGGUUGGAGAGUCAGUAAUGGUGCAAUGUAGUGUUUAUCACACUUGUCCCACUUAUCCUCCAACUCUGGAGCUCAACAUCCCACUGCAAAAUAAACACCUGAGCCAUAGUCCUCAAUCUGAUGGAAGAUCCAAAACUAUAUUGACAACCACUUUAUUCAUAGAGAAAGAAUAUCAAAUUGUGGAGUGCUCUGUCCAACACCAUGGUCGUCUCUCUGCAUCAGCCUCUACAACCUUAACCGCAGAAUGCUCCAUUUCAGGGCUGACUAUCAGCUCUACUUCAGACGAAUUUCUGGAAGGACAUCCAAGUAAAGUAACCUGCACCGCCUCAUACACAUGCUCUCGAAAUAUUCCAACUCUCAAAUGGAAUUAUGGUAGUAUGCCAGCCUCUUAUGAGAAUAACAAGAUAUCUAAAGAGGCUCAGUGGAGGACUAUCUCCAGACUGACAUUUACAGCAUCUGCUAAUGACAAUGGAAGAUUGCUGAUAUGCUAUGCACAUUUCACUGGAGGCCAGACACAACAAGCGAGCAUCAUUCUACGGGUAAAGAGAAACAUGCUCAAUCGGGGUUGGUCCUUCACUACUCCAAGCAGUGUAACUGGGUUGAAAGGAUCAUGUCUCGUCAUUCCAUGCAAAUUCUCCUUCAGUAACUCCCAGCCUAAUGGUCUUAAAGUGAUAUGGUACUUGUACCAGAGCAAUAGGUACCCAGCUGUGUUUAACCAGGGAGGGGAUGUUACUAGUAAGUUUAAUGGUAGAACAAGCUUGAUUGGAUCAGUGGCGGAGCAGAACUGUAGUCUUAAGAUUGAAAGACUGGAGAUGUCACACAACCAUGACCGACUCUAUCCAUGGAUAGAUAAGAACUCGAUUACCUCCUUCGACAUCACGAGUCAUCCAUUUUAUGAUAGUUCUACUGAACUUAAUGUUUUGGAAAAUGCACCAGAACCACAGCUGAUCAUUACUAAUAUUCUCAGAGUGGGAGAGCAGGGCAAUGUGUCCUGUAGUGUUCGCCAUGCAUGUUUUUCUGCUCCCCCGACUCUAACCCUAACUGGUAUAACUGGAACAGACCAGACCGUGGACACUCUGGUAUCUGAAGGGAUUUGGGAAAGGAGAGUACAGCGAAUUUGGACAGUGGAAGAAGAGCACCAGAGUGUGAGCUGUGCUGUUAGCUACCCUGUGGGUCAGAAAGUCAAAAAGGAGAUUCCACUGAAUGUUGAAUGCUCCAUCUCACCACUGAAAAUUAGUUCUGCAUCAGAUGAAUUUCUUGAGGGGUAUAAUAGCAGUGUAACCUGCACUGCCUUAUACACAUGCAGCAAACAUAGUCCAACCUUCACAUGGAACUAUGGCAGUGUGGCAGCAUUCACUUAUAAAGAAAAGGUACCAGGGGAUUCUCAGUGGAGGACUGUCUCUAUACUCUCAUUUAAAUCUUCGCCCAGUGACAAUGGAAGAUCUGUUACAUGCUAUGCACAAUUCAAAGGGGGGCAGACACAAGAAAUGAGCAUCACCCUGCGGGUAAAGAGAAACAUGCUCAAUCGUGGUUGGUCCUUCACUGCUCCACGCAGCAUACCUGGGUUGAAAGGAUCAUGUCUUGUUAUUCCAUGCAAAUUCUCCUACAGUAAUUCCCAGCCUAAAGAACUUGAAGUUAUAUGGUACUUGUACCAGAGCAAUGGAUACCCAGCUGUAUUUAAUCAGAGAGGUGAUGUUAUUAGUAAGUUUAAUGGUAGAACAAGCUUGAUUGGAUCAGUGGCGGAGCAGAACUGUAGUCUUAAGAUUGAAAGGCUGGAGAUGUCACACAACCACGACCGACUCUAUCCAUGGAUAGAUAAGAACUUGAUUAGUUCCUACCACACUACAGGUCACUUAUUUUAUGAUGGAUCUACUGAACUUAUUGUUUCAGAACAUGCACCAGAACCACAGCUAAUCAUUAUUGGUACUCCCAGAGUCGGAGAGCAGGGCACUGUGUCCUGCAGUGUACGUCAUGCAUGUAUGUCUGCUCCCCCAGUCCUAAGCCUAAGUGGUAUACCUGGAACAGACAAGACCAUAGACACUUUGGUAUCUGAAGGGAUUUGGGAAAGGACAGUAGAGCGAAUUUGGACAGUGGAAGAAGAGCACCAGAGCACCAGUUGUACUGUUACCUACUCUGGGGGUCAGAAAGCCACCGAGGAAAUUCCACUGAAUGUUGAAUGUCCAUUUCAGGAAAUCACUAUGAAUGAACCACCAGGAGAGUUAACAGAGGGCAUGGCGACAAAUGUCAUCUGUUCUGUUAUCUACAAGUGCAAGAAAAAUGCACCAACUAUCAUCUGGAACUACAAAGACAUGCAGAGUUCAUUGAACACCAAACAGAUUUCUGUAAAAACAUACAAUAUAGUCUCAAAUCUAACAUUUAUUCCCUCCCUAAGUGAUGAUGGUAAACCUUUGACUUGCACUGCUCAGUUUAUUACUGGAGAGUCUUCAAGCUCUGUAACGCUUACUGUGAAAAAAUAUGAGAGAGAUCCACAUGAAAAUUACACAACUUCUGCUAUGCCUGCUGACGUCCCUUUCAGAUUUAGCGCCUUGACUCGCUCCUGUGUGGUGAUUCCCUGCAGUUUCCAGCAUGAAGAGGAUGAACCAAUGACCCGUGGCAUCUGGUCCAAAAAAAUUGGAGGCAUUGUCUUCCAUGAUGGCCAGAGCAACGUAAUUGAUCACUUUAAGGGCCGAACCAAAAUGUUAGGAAAUCUGAAUGAGGGAAACUGCUCACUGGAGAUCGAUGACAUCAAGCCCUUUGACAACGGACCCUUUUGUUUCUCUGCAGAGAAAGGACAUAAGACAUAUACAUUUAACAACAGCUGUGUAUUUAUUGUUAUGAAAGCUUCUCCAGAAAAACCAGUGAUGAGCCCUCUUCCAGAAGCUACUGAUGCUGGUUCAACUAUAACUGUAUCGUGUUCUGUUACACACACAUGUUCAUCACAUCCUCCAGUGUUCUCAUGGAGUGUAGCUAACCUCACCAGUGAGGUCUCACACACCAUGAUGUCACAAGGCAUCUGGCAAACAACUUCCACAAUCAGUUUCACAGUUACUGAAGGAGACGGUGACAGAAGCCUAACCUGUACUGCCACCUUUUGGCGUGAAAAAGAACAAGCCCACACAGUCAAGUUCAAUGUGAAGGGAUCACUGCUGUACCAGUUUAAAUGUGCUGCUCCAGUGGCUUUUCCAGUCUCACUUUUAGCCCUGAUCAUAAUCACCAUAGCUGCAGUGUUCUUCUGGAGGAAAAGAAAGCACACAGAGAGCUCACUGAAACCACCACCUCGACCAGAAAAAAGAAGAUCACUCUUCGAUAGAUUAUCCAGGAGAUACCCUGAAGACAGAGACAGACCACCAAGACCAGAGAAACGGAGGUCCAUUUGGAGCAGAGUUUCCCGUAACCUUUUCAGUAGAGAAGAAGAAAAUCGCAUGGGGUGGCAUCACGAGCGGAACCCCAGGCAGUCAUUCUGGAGCAGAUUCUCAAGACGCCAAGAACGCACUGCAAACAUCAGUGUCGGCUAUAUAAACAACCCCACCAAUGUCUCCAAACCACACUUUCCAUCCCCAAAGGAUAACCGGAGGCGACCUCCACCUGUCAGUCCUGGCAUUAGUGGCCCUGCGACUGAGCAGCUGUAUGGCAACUUUUGAGUUGACUUCUCUUUCAAAGACAUUUAAGAGACAUCAUAAUAUUUCAGAACCAUGUCUGUCAUCUGUUUUUCUUUAAAUGUUAUCCUCCAAUUGAACAUUCAUUAUCAGCUGUAAAGACACCUACGAUUGCUUCUGUUAUGAAUGUACACCCAUGCAAACUGUGCAGUUGAUGUGCAUGUAUAUGGGGGAAGGUUUGUAAUGAUAUGACUAAUAAAGAUACUUAAUGAUAAUGAUUGAUUUAUUGAUAUGGAAUAUGCAAUAAGGAAGAGUGAGGAGGAUGGUGAGGAGAAAUGACAGCAGUGUUAUAAUCUAAUUAAUUCUGGUUUAACUUUCACUUGACUUUGUUUAAACUUCAUUUAAUGCAGCCAUUAAAGAAUGCAGAGAGAUGUAAUCACAUGCUUGUCUUAACCUGCUGUAAAAAAUAACAUUAAACAUUUUUGUUUGUUUUUUU